ACUUUUGUCCUGGUCUCCCCCGGCAGACCCUGACUAAACCAGCCAGUCAUGGAUGACGGCUCUUCACUGGGCAAAGUCAGUAGUUCCACUGAGUCUGUGGCCACAAUCACCAGUGAGGAGUUUGUUCUGGUGCAGUGCAGUGCUGCAGCAUCACCAUCAGGAUCAGAGGGCAAGCCAAGACUCAAGAUGUCUUCGAAUGGAAGUGAGCAGCUGGAGAAAGCAAUGGAGGAGCUCCUGGAUGAUGAUGAUGAGGAGGAGGAGGAGGUGAAGGAGGAGAAGAGCAGUUUGGAGAAAAUGGAGAAGGAGAGGGAUUCAGGGAGUCAGGUCCUGAGCCCAGUCUUUGAACCCCAGCAUCCAGAUGUAUUGUUUCCAGCAGUGUCCAGCCCCACUGUGCUGGAGGAGGAUAGUGUCCAGUUCAACAAGCUGUCUUACCUGGGCUGUACCUGGGUCAAAGCCCCUCGGAAUGAGGGAGAGGCACAGAAGGCCAUGACCACCUUACGGGCAGAGAGCGCAAUUCCCAUUCCCGUCACCCUGCACGUUCCCAGUGGACCAGAUGGCUCCGUCAGGAUCGUGGACCAGGCCACAGGUACAGAGAUUGCCUCCUUCCCCAUCUACAAGGUGCUGUUUUGUGCUCGUGGCAAGGACGGCUCAGCGGAAAGUGACUGUUUCUCCUUCACUGAGAGUUACCGCAGCUCUGAGGACUUUCAGAUUCAUGUCUUCUCCUGUCACAUCAAAGAGGCUGUCAGUCGGAUUCUGUACAGUUUCUCUACUGCUUUCCGGCGUUCUUCACGCCCGGCAGACAUCAGGGACUCAUCACAGACCAGUCCUACUGAUAGCGACCUUUAUACAUUCACUGUUACACUUGAGAUAAAAGAGGACGAUGGCAAGGGCAACUACAGCCCUGUCCCUAAAGACAGAGAUAAAUUUUACUUCAAGCUGCGACAGAGCAUUCAGAAGAAGGUCGUUGUUUCAGUUCAGCAGACUUGCAAUAAAGAGCUUGGCAUUGAAAGGUGUUUUGGGAUGUUGCUGAGUCCAGGACUAAACAUUUGCAACAGUGAUAUGCAUCUAUUAGACAUGGAGUCAAUGGGGAAAAGCUCCGAUGGGAAGGCCUAUGUGAUCACAGGAACAUGGAAUCCCAGCGUGGCAGCGUUCCAGCCUCUGAAUGAAGACACACCUAAAGAUAAGCUGGUCUAUAUGACAGUGGCAGUGGACCUGGUGGUGACGGAGGUCGUGGAGCCGGUUCGCUUCCUGCUGGAAACACUGGUCAGAGUUUACCCAUCAAAUGAACGCUUUUGGUACUUCAGCCGCAAAACCUUCAGUGAGACCUUCUACCUAAAACUCCGACAGCAGGGUCCAGACAGAGUUGGUCAGAGUGAUGCUGUAUAUGAGGUGGUGAGUCUUCAGAGAGAGGCAGAACGAAACCAUGAAGGACGAGAAAGACUGGCUUCACCCAGUGAGGAAGAAGAGGCUGAUGAAGACAGCGACAGUGAAAUUUCCAGUGGGACAGGAGAUGUUUCUAAAGAUUGUCCUGAGAAGAUCCGGUCCUGGGGAGGAAUCCUCAACAGAUGGCACGGGAACCUGUCCAGUCGCCCAAAGGGUUUGCUCUCACUGGUUCGCAGUGGCAUUCCUGAGGCCCUUAGAGCAGAAGUCUGGCAGCUGCUGGCUGGUUGCCACGACAACCACGACAUGCUUGAGCUCUACCGCAUCCUCAUCACCAAGGACUCGACCCAGGAGAGCGUCAUCACUCGAGACAUCCACCGAACCUUCCCUGCACAUGACUACUUCAAAGACUCUGAUGGAGAUGGACAGGACUCACUCUACAAGAUCUGCAAGGCCUACUCUGUGUAUGACGAGGAAAUCGGUUAUUGUCAGGGUCAGUCGUUCCUUGCUGCAGUUCUCCUAUUGCACAUGCCUGAGGAGCAGGCUUUCUGUGUGUUGGUGAAAAUCAUGUAUGAUUACGGCCUCAGAGCACUCUACAGGAACAACUUUGAGGACCUUCACUGUAAAUUCUACCAGCUGGAGAAGCUGAUACAGGAACAGCUUCCUGACCUUUGGUCCCACUUCCAAGAGCUGAACCUGGAGGCGCACAUGUAUGCCUCCCAGUGGUUCCUCACACUUUUUACUGCCAAGUUUCCCCUCUGCAUGGUCUUCCACAUCACUGACCUGCUGCUGUGUGAGGGUAUGACCAUUAUCUUCAACGUUGCUUUGGCCUUGCUCAAGACAUCUAAAGAGGACCUCCUGCAGGCAGACUUUGAAGGAGCUCUCAAGUUCUUCAGAGUCCAGCUGCCUAAACGAUACAGAGCUGCAGAAAAUGCCCGCAGGCUAAUGGAGCAGGCCUGCAACAUCAAGGUACCAACUAAGAAGUUGAAGAAGUUUGAGAAGGAAUAUCAGACACUGAGAGAGAGCCAGUUACAACAGGAAGAUCCCAUCGACCGAUACCAGAGGGAGAACCGUCGACUUCAAGAAGCCAGUAUGCGAUUGGAACAGGAGAAUGAUGACUUGGCACAUGAACUGGUCACCAGCAAGAUUGCCCUUCGAAACGAUCUUGACCAGGCAGAGGACAAAGCUGAUGUUCUGAACAAGGAGCUGUUGAGCACCAAACAGCGUCUGGUGGAGACGGAGGACGAGAAGAGACGACAUGAGGAGGAGACUGCUCAGCUUAAGGAAGUAUUCAGGAGAGAACUGGAGAAAGCAGAGCUGGAGAUCAAGAAAACCACAGCAAUCAUCUCUGAAUACAAACAGAUCUGCUCCCAGCUGAGUACCAGGUUGGAAAACCAGCAGGCAGCCACAAAAGAAGAGCUGGACAUAGUUAAGAAUAAAAUAAUGGGGUGUGAUCACUGCAAAGCGCUGUUCAGCACCCCAGAAUCCCUCCAGGCGUCGUCCCCCAGCAGGGAUGGGAAGGCCGCGGAGCCUCUGGAUGAGGAGAAGGACAGCCUGAAGGAGCAGCUGAGGCAGCUGGAGUUGGAGUUGGCACAGACUAAACUGCAGCUGGUGGAGGCCAAGUGUCAAAUCCAGGAGCUCGAGCACCAGCGAGGAAUCCUGAUGAACGAGAUCCAGGCAGCCAAGAACUCCUGGCUCAGCAAGACUUUGGGCUCCCUGAAGAGCUCCACCUCCUCUUCCUCCAACACCACAUCCCAGACUCCCUCCUCCCCCAAAGAAGGCCCGGCCUAGACUGCUUCCCUCCCCCUGAAGCCCCCUGCAGGAUGCACAGAGGAGAGUGGAGGAACAGGAAUGCAGUGUUCCUUUUCUAGGCGGUGGCAAACUUGAGGAUGAGUGAAGCAACAAACGGGACAUCUGUGCGCAUCCUCAGCAUACCACGUGCAGGACCAGACACCUGUCAAUCAAACACAGCUAACAACUGUUAAGUGGAACUGUUCAGCACGCAGGUGAGGUACAGGUGAGGGCAUCCUCAAUUCUGACCUGGUUCAUGCAUUUAGCACCACCCUGUGGCCAGAGAGUGUUACUGUGGAUCUCCAUUUAGUCUGUGAGUGUGUGGUUGCAUACGCAUAAUGCAUCGAUAUUAAACAAUAUUCGCGCAGCGCUGAGAAAAGGAACACUGCAGUCAGUCUUAAACACACUUCUCUGUAGUCGUAUAAAUAUGUAUAACUAAUUAUUGAUUUUCCUUUUUUAACUCUUGUAUAGUUCUUUAAGAGAAGAAAGGAAAAAGUAUGCUUUUCUUUUGUACUGUUUGGAAUUUGAAUGUUGUUGUAAGCACAGUGUUUGAACACUGACGGCACACCAUGUUCAUCGUUCCUGCCUUUAUUUUUUAGGCUGAAUGUUUAUUUUAAUAAUCCAUAUUUCGUCUGGGUCUUUGGUUUUUAAUGUAGUUUGAUUCUAAAGUCUACACACCACUUUUUUUUAGAUGAUUGGAUCACUGUGUUUACAUCAGGAGUGAUGUCUGACCCUUCAUAGUUUCAACAAAUCGGUUUAACUGUCACUGUUAGCAUAACUACUAAUGUUGAAAACCUCUCAAAAUAAUAUCAGAAAUUUGCAGGUGUUGGAUUGUUUUAAUCUCACUUGUUUUUAUUUUUUUGGGAUAAAAAACAGCACAGUUGUUGUUCAUUCCUGACUUUGAAUUACUUAACAGCAACUUUGCUAUUUAAAAAAUAAAACAUUUGAGAUCAGCAAAAUAAGUAAAACUUGACAUACCAUAAAGUUUACUGAAGAAUAACUAAAGAUUUUAACCACAAAAAUGUAUUUGUAUGGACAGAAGUUGAGUCUGGAUUUUUAUUUUUUUUUUUCCCUGCAGAUUUAAGAUUGAACAUCUGAUUAAUGAUCGGUUAAUUAAUGCCAGAUGGAGAUGCAAUUUGGACCACUUUUCCCUGCUGUUUGUUAUAGAAACAUAAAUGUGAUCAUUGAAAUAAACACCACUGGUGGGCACAGCUAACCUAAAAGCUAGCUUUGACAACUGCUAAUCCACUCACCAAAAAGUUAACUAUUAUAAUGCUAAAUCGAUAAACUGCUAACACACUGAACAUUUUUGACUGUUAAAUUUUAUUUUUCAAAAUGAUAUACAACUUAGAGAGCAGAACUAAAUUUAAUGGUUUACAACGCUAGUUGAAAAGCUAAUCAGCUAAUGUAGCAUUUGCUUUGCUAAUUAGCAAAUUAUCUUAACCGUGCCUGCCACUGGUUAACACAUGUAGCUUUAUGUCUGUUAUUGAUAAUUGCCACAAUUUUUGUAUGUUCGCAACCGUCCAAAAUUUAGCACAGAUGCCAAAGUUUGCACAGUUUAGUUUCUAAAAAGAGGUGAUUAUACUUUAAUAACACGGCACAGACUGUAUGGUAUCUGUGAAAAUAGCACAGUUCAGCUCUAAAUAAAUAGCACAGUUAUCAUUGAAAAUUAAGAUCUGAUUUUACUUCAUAUCUGUAUGUUGUUUUUUUUUUUUCUUUUUAGCACAUCCUGUUGUUUCUGCCAGGUGUCAGAGCAGUGUGCGCAGGAACAUAAAAUCCGUUUAAAAUCUUCCAACACACUCAUUCUUUUCUGUCACACACACAUCUUGGUGUGUUAGUGUGUUAGGUCGUGUGGAUUAUUCUCUGAUGUCCAUCAUGCAUGUUCAUGUUGAAUGAACUGAUACACACUCAGGGAGCAGAAAAAUAGACACAGCUGCCCGCAAUAAAUUCAACCUUUUACAGCGAUGCACUCUGACACAGUGGACACUGCGUCAGGAGCUGCAUCUUAUUAAAGUCAUACUCGUCAGUUUAGCAGACUGUUCAGUGAUGUGCAGAUGUGUCUGUUUUUCUGGUCACUGAUUGACUGUGCCAACAGCAAUGUCCCCUCCCCCACCCACCGAGAUGCUACCACACUGGAAUCAGCCUUUGGACUUUGACCAAGCCAACGUGCACUCGUGUGUUCUGCACUGUAACUCCAGAGCUGGUUUUUUCACCUGGCUGCCUUUUCUGCUGACUGAAGAGCAGAAAUCCAUCUGAGCGUUUACCGUGCCAUAAGAGCCUCGUGAUAGUCCGUCCUCCUCUCUUACUCCGUGUGGUUUGUGACCCGAACCAGUGUUGUUAGCUAUCAUGUGCUCUCACUGGAAUGAGGAAACGUCAUCUCAAAGAAACAUCCUACUGCACAGUUGUUACAAAAGAAAAAACUCAGGCUGUUUGUAUGAACAUAUUUGACUUCUACUUGCUGGACUUGACUUCCAGGUAAUUCCUUCUUCCCACGUUAUUCCUUUUGGACAAAUUUGUACAUCUAGUCUGAUGUUUUUUGUUGCCAAGUGGGUUUCUCACUUUUUGAACACUGUUUCAGGAUGAGUGUUUAAGGACGUAGUAUUUUUAAACUGUUGUGCCACUUCAACUCGUGCUUCAUUUCGUAGUUAGAAAAGCAGGCAACAAUCAAACUGCUCCUCAGCUGUACAGAUAAAUCAUUAAAAUUUUCUCUUCGUGUU
Messenger RNA from Thalassophryne amazonica, 5888 nucleotides. RefSeq names its product RAB GTPase activating protein 1-like (gene rabgap1l). Lineage: Eukaryota; Metazoa; Chordata; Actinopteri; Batrachoidiformes; Batrachoididae. The record is from RefSeq and is a predicted model, not a curated record.